AUGGAGAAUAGGCCAGCUGUAUUUGUCCAUACGGCGCAGGUAUCUGAGGUGGUAUACCGUAAUGGUGUACGAAGGCUUUUACACUUACAAUCGGAACUCGGAGACGACGUUGUGGUAUCUGGACUACGAGAUCCAGACGGCAACAUCAUUUACGAAACCUACUACGAUGCACUUCUCGGGCCUAUCGUCAGUCUCAACGACGUCGCCACUCUGAAGAAAUAUAUUGAAAUAAAACCUAGAGGCCCCCUAUUCCCUAAAGAGGCCUAUUGGUGGGAACCCCGUUCUACCUUGCUGCGCUUCACGGAAGCACGGAAGCACUUAGCAUACUUCUUGAUCAUUACAACGCCCAACCCUAUACUUCCUAAUCCUCCCGGUAGAGAACCUAAACCGACAGAGGAACCCAACAAGCGAAGAUUCUACUUGCUGAAUACUGCAUGUUUCGGGGCCAACCCAGAGACGGCGUGUUUCUUGAUGGAUCGCAAACCUCCAUUAGGAUCGGUCAACGACACUGACCCAUUUGGCGAUACAGCACCAUUGCAUGCUGCAGCUUCUUUAGCUAAAAACAAAUUUUCUGGAUGGAUGAAUCGUGAUAGUGGUUACGACGGGUAUCGGGGAAGGGAAUUAGUAUUGGCAUCCGAUAUCCCGGAAACAGAGCCCCAGGAACAUAUCAUUGAUACAUUCAAGCUGCUCUUAGAGGUCAAUCCCGAUUCAAUCAACGCCCAGGAUAAAGAAGGUGCUACGCCUUUACAUUACGCCACGGCAUCCCAUGUUAAAUGUGGUGCCGGACAUUCUUACGCUGUGAUCAAAUUUUUGUUUGAUAACAAGGCAGAUGCAAAUCUUGCGAAAUCCCAGGGGCAAACAGUGCUACAUAUCUUAGCUUCUCCUUCUUUGUCCGGUGUACCCAUUGACCUCACCAUGAUUGAUCUUUUGCUUAUGCACGGCACCGACAUAGGCCGUACUAACUUGGAUGGCAAUACUGCUCUUCAUAUCAUAGUUCGGGCCCAUCCACAGACCGAAACAGUACGAUAUUUACUCAGCAAAGGGGCCGAUGUGACAGCUAUAAAUUCCAAGGGCAAUACACCAUUACACGAGGUAAUGGGAGGAUGGUUCCUCCUCCUAGAAGAUCAUAAAGGGGGAGCCUGCAAAAGAUUGGCACUAGCAGAUCGAUUCAAGGCGCAAGACGAUAUGAUUGCAGUCCUAAAGGAAAGCAAAGAUUUACAGCAACAGCUUGACGGAACAAGUGAAUGCAAGCGGCAAAAUGCCACAACAGCUGCGUGA
Molecule: messenger RNA, 1278 nt
Organism: Talaromyces stipitatus ATCC 10500
Lineage: Eukaryota; Fungi; Ascomycota; Eurotiomycetes; Eurotiales; Trichocomaceae
Product: ankyrin repeat-containing protein, putative
Exons: 3
Coding region: 1-1278 (425 amino acids)
Biological process (GO): protein localization to ciliary inversin compartment
Cellular component (GO): ciliary inversin compartment
Molecular function (GO): protein binding
Source: RefSeq, a predicted model, not a curated record